CGUCAAAUCAAAAUAAAUUUCAAACGAUUUAUUUACAGAAUAUUUUUUCUUACAAAGUAGAGUUCUCGUGGUCAUUUACAUGCGUUUUGAAUUAAAUAUUUGUUUCUAUACACAUAUAGAGCAUAUGUCAGUGGCUGGCUAUUAACAUUUUACCGAUUUAUCAUAGUCGUACCAAGAAGUAAGACAAAAGAGAUAUGUUGAUGCUCUAGUCAGUUUUAAAACCAAAAGUUUUAUUGCCAAGAUGCAUGUUCGCGUUAGGUUUUUCGGCAAACCAGAUACUAUUGUUGUUGUUGAAUCUAAGUUGACAAAAAUCGACCAGUUUCGCCGUAUUAUAAAAGAAAAAUUUGAUGUGGAACCAAAACUACAAAGGUUGUUCUACGGGGGGAAAUUGCUAGAAAAUGGUUACACUUUCCAUGACUACAACAUCAAGCUCAAUGAUGUUAUACAACUCAUGGUUAAAGUACAACCGCAAGAAAGCUUAGAGAAACCUGUGGUUGAAAAAGCUAAAGAGGAAAAUGAUGAAGAUCCCACCAAAGCAGAAGAUACAAUUGUUUAUGCAGAUGCUGAGAGUUCUCUAUAUGCUGUGGGUGACUUAGUAGAUAUGAGAGAUAUGGAACAGGGAGCGUGGUUUGAAGGGAAAAUUGUUAGGAUCGUGAGAGAUCCCAAAGCCCCAUCUACUGAGAUGGGAGAGGAGAAUACUGACACUAAGGAACCAGAAGAUAAACAAGAGGAUUCAGAAAAUAAUCCUCCAGAAACUGAUGAAAACAGUCCAAAAUCCAAAAAGAAGGGUAUAGCUAAAUAUUUUUCUAAAUCACCCAAAACCAAGAAGAAAUCAAAUGAGAAUACUAAUAAAAGUAGCAAUAAAAUUGAGGAUUCUUGUUUACUUUUCAAAGUAGAUUUAGAUGCAGAGGACAAUGGUACUGGAUACUACUGCAAAUUAAAAGAUAUCAGACCUCGAGCAAGGACCAUUAUAGACAUAAAGGACCUGAAAGUUGGACAAAAAGUAAUGCUUAAUCACAAUACAGAAGAUAUUUCCGAAAAAGGAUAUUGGUAUGAUUUCAAGAUUGAUGAAAUUAAGAAACAAAGAACAAAUUAUGAAUUAGUAGGAACUAUUUACCUUGGACCUGAUGCUGUGCCACAGAAUGACACAAAAGUGAAGGUUAAUGACAAGAUAUUUGCUAUCGAAGAAGUAGUACCAAUGGCGGAAAGGACAAAAGAGUAUCAAAAGUUAAUGAUUUCACCUCCUGACAAAAGAGCUUUGCCACUGGAUUGUUUGACGUGUCGAGACGACGAAGACGCACCUUGUCGCGAUUGCGGAUGCUAUGAAUGUUCUGGAAAGGAAAACCCUGAAAAAAUAGUAUUAUGUGACGAAUGCAAUCACGGCUAUCAUAUGGGCUGCCUCAAACCAGCGCUUAAGGAACUGCCUGAGGAUGACUGGUACUGUCCCUCGUGCAAGCGGGACACCAAGGAGGUGAUUGCUCCAGGGGCAGCCAAGCAAACCAAGAAGAGUAACGCUUCUAAAAAAGACUGGGGCCGAGGAAUGGCAUGUGUUGGUAAAACAAAAACGUGUGCUAUGCCGCCCAACCACUUUGGCCCGAUACCCGGCAUCGAAGUGGGUAUGUGCUGGAGAUUCCGAAUACAGCUGUCGGAGACAGGUGUUCAUCGACCUCCAGUGUCGGGAAUCCACGGCCGUGAUGUGGAGGGAGCCUACAGCAUAGUUCUUUCAGGCGGCUACGAAGACGACGUAGACAACGGCAAUGAGUUCACUUACACGGGCAGCGGCGGACGAGACCUCUCCGGGAACAAGCGCACUGCCGAGCAGUCGUGCGACCAGACUCUCACCAGGGAGAACAAGGCAUUGGCACGAAAUUGCGCGGUGAAACAGAUCACCGAAGAGGGGGGAGACGCGGGUGAAAACUGGCGAAACGGCAAACCAGUGCGAGUUGUACGCUCCUAUAAAAUGCUUAAGCAUUUCCCCAAGUACGCGCCUAAAGAAGGAAUCAGAUACGACGGAAUCUACAAAGUAGUGAAAUAUUAUCCCGAGAAAGGUCUAUCAGGUUAUAGAGUUUGGAAGUACUUGCUACGACGCGACGACCCCAAUCCGGCGCCGUGGGAGCCGGGGGCGAAGGAAUUCUCUAUUAUUUAUCCUGACGGUUACCUAGAAGCGGAGGCAGAAAAGAAGGCGCUAAAGGAGAAAUCCAACAAGAAUACAAAAGUGAGCAAGAAGCGGGCCUUGAGGGAAAGCAACCGUUCAGAAUCUGAGGACGAAGUGUCACCGCCCUCUAAAAAACAGAAAACUGAUGUAAAGAAAAAAGGGAAACCGUCUAAAAACAAAAGCAUAACAGAGAGCCCUUCAGCAAAGAUUCCUAGCAUGUUCACGAAGAGUCCAAAACCCAAAGAGAAGAAACCUAAGGAAGGUGACUCGUUGAGUGCAGAGGAAAAAGAGGCUAUAAAGGCGGACUCGCUAAAUAAUAAGCUUUGGACCGAGUGCCUUCAAGUGUUGGAGACGGGUGGCAAACGGGAAUUCGUGGAGCAUAUAACGCAAGUUUUCCUGUGCAUCAUCUGCCAAGAAGUAACUGCCACUCCGGUCACCACGCCGUGCUUACAUAAUUUCUGCUUAGCGUGUAUAAAGCUGGCGUUCAAAUCGACCGGGUCUCGGAACUGCCCGUGUUGUCGGAGCAAACUCGACCAGUACGACCCCGAGCCCAACACAGAGCUCAGAACGGCGCUCCAGACCGUCAUGCCGGGCUACGACGCUGGCCGGUAACUAUGACACCAACAUUAGAUAUGAACAAAAUUUUAGAAUUUCACAAUGGCUUGGCCAUAUAAUUCCGAACAAUAUAUGAUUAUAAAUAUGGUUGUCUUCACCAUCAGUCACCAUAGCAUUUUCCAUCUCGUUUAACAGCUUUACAACGGCGUCACAUCAUUCCUAUAGCUCCACUCCCUAUUGAAUAUUAAUGAGUAUUACAUAUAAAUAAACUGCUGUGCGGAUUUAAAAGCAAAUUUUCCUAUUUCAAUAUUUAACAAAAAAAUAAAUAAAAGCAAUAUCGGUCACGUCGAUUGUAUUGGUAUAAUCAUGAAAUUGUCCAUAUUUAUUUGUUGUUAAUUUACAAGUCUUGUUGUCAGAACAAAUGAGCCUUUUUAAUUGCACUAUAUAAGUCCCUUCAUAAUAUCAAUAGUUCAAUAUCCGCAUAGAUUAAUGUAAACUUUAAGCAUUAUGAAAUAUUCCUGUAGCUCACCAAUUAAUGGAUUAUAACAGAAUGUACUUGCCAAAUAACCUUUUGAUAAUGAUGUUAAUACCUGAUUAAUGUAAUGAUAAUGUUAACACAAAUUUUUAAUUUAUAUUAUUUUUUUACUAUUGACUUAUAAUAAAACAGUCAAAUUGUUCUGAUAUAGUUUAAUUGUGAUUUUAACGUUUUGUAUAUUAUUAUUCGUUUUAAACAUUCCGAUGGCCACUUUCAAACUAACAAUAUGUUGUAUAGUACAAAUAAGAUUUUAAGUAUUUUGUUUUUAAAUCAUGAUAGGGAUUAUCAUUAGGAGAUAUGGCAGAUAUGAUGGCUGUAUUUAUGCCCGUGUUAUAUUUUACUAAGCUUGAACAUAUUUUAUCUUUAUCUGAAUUACGCGGGAUAUUAUAAGUUGCAGGUCCCUAUAAGAUUUUUUUAUAUAGUAAUAUCAUAUAAUUAAGGUGUCGAAUUUUUACUAUUAUUGCUAUCAGUUUUGGUUGGUAGUAUGUAUUUAAUUAUAAGUUAAUCGGGUAUUAUUUUAGCUUACUAUGUGUCAAACUUUGAAGUUUGCUUUUAAGUAAGUAUUUUAUUAUGAUAGAUAAAUUAAUAUCAUUAGUUUGGGAGGUAGUUAUGUGUGAGUCUACUCAAUGUCCUUUAUUCAUCGGGAGGUAACUAUGAACUGAACUGCGACUGUAGAUACAGAUAAAUGGCCUUCUUUAUUAAAGUUACCACGUUACCCAACGCUAGUUACAAGAUACUCAUAAAUAUAACCAAAGAAUUCAAAAUUAACACCCUUGAUUCUUUUAAUUUAUUUCAAUUUCGGUUGUUUCUUUGUGACUUAAAGAACCGGUUAAAUUCACUUCUCACGUAUGACUUUAUUUACAUAAAAAUACUAUCUCUGUUUUCAACUUAAAACAAUUAUGACGUCAUAGUUUUACCGACCCAUAGCUAUUUAAAUCAAUAAUAAAAUAGUUCGUUUAGGGCUACAGUUAUCCAUUGAACUAAAUAAAAAUACAAUACGAAUAACGAACUUAGUGAAUCGACUUGUUAAAAUAAGCUUAUAGUUAUACAUUCAUUCAUUGCAUUCUUGUAACCUCUAUCCUUAUUUUGAUAAAAUUUAACUGUUAUAUGGCAUUUAUUUAUUUUUUUCAAUUUCAUUCAAGUUUAAUUUUAUUAUAUCUGUUCAUUCUUCUUAUACUGAGGUGAAUAGAGGCUGGUACUCAUUGCUUUUUAACCAUUGCCCUGUUUCUAUACUUUGAGAUCGGAUAUUUUGACGUAUUUUUUAGUAUUGGCCUACAAUUAAAAUCACUUUUAUGUCGAAAAACAAAUCAAACUCUUAUUGAAAGACUUUUUUCAUAAUAAUCAUUUCGGUAUCACAGACACUUUUUAUGAAGCAAAUAGUUUACUAAUCUGAUUAAUUGUAAAUUUUAUUUUGUUUGAAUUCUGGCGUUAAGAACCUGCGAAAUUUUGAGGCUAAAAUUUUCAUCGGGCGUCCAAUGUAUUCGAUCUCUGAUUGUAACGACGCGUUAUUUUUUGUGCUAAAAUAAUGUUUGCUCAGAACAUUUUAAUGUUUUCAAGUUGAACGUACCUCAAGUUAUUAUUUAAUUUAAGACUUCCCGAUAAUUAUGUUGAUUUUAUAAUAAACUUGUUUUAAAUUA
Molecule: messenger RNA, 4882 nt
Organism: Amyelois transitella
Lineage: Eukaryota; Metazoa; Arthropoda; Insecta; Lepidoptera; Pyralidae
Product: E3 ubiquitin-protein ligase UHRF1
Exons: 16
Coding region: 242-2767 (841 amino acids)
Biological process (GO): negative regulation of gene expression via chromosomal CpG island methylation; protein ubiquitination
Molecular function (GO): ubiquitin protein ligase activity; protein binding
Source: RefSeq, a predicted model, not a curated record